Molecule: messenger RNA, 1617 nt
Organism: Fusarium redolens
Lineage: Eukaryota; Fungi; Ascomycota; Sordariomycetes; Hypocreales; Nectriaceae
Product: beta-lactamase/transpeptidase-like protein
Exons: 4
Coding region: 1-1617 (538 amino acids)
Source: RefSeq, a predicted model, not a curated record
AUGCGUGUGUUUACUUCAACCUUUCUCUUGAGCGCCCUUAUCAGCGGGACUUUCGCCAAAGAUAACUGCAUCAACAAUGAUAUCCCCUUUCAAGCAUGUGCUCCCAUCGGUGCAUACUACCCCCCGCCCACCAUCGACAAAUCAUCAGACCUUUUCAAGAAACUCAUCUCUCAGUUUACCAAAUCCUUUGAUGACCUGAUCAAGAACGGCGGUAGUGAUAAAUAUGGUCCAAUCACACCCAACACUACGUCUUUCUCAGUGGCCAUCUUCGGUGGUGCUGAGUCUCUUCGAGAUGAUCCAGUCUUCUUUGAGUAUCACUAUACAGCUCCUGAGGAUCAGGUCUCCAAUGACAACCUGACCUCAAGCACCAAGUAUCCUAUUGGUGAUGUGAGCAUGGUAUUUACCAUUUAUACUUGGCUCGUCAAGAUGGGCGAACAGUGGGAGUCGUCUAUCACUAAAUAUCUGCCUGGACUUGCUGAAGUCAAAGGUCCGCUUACAGUGAAAUGGGAAGACAUCAGCAUUGGUGCUUUGGCAGGCCAAAUUUCAGGCCUCAGCCGAGAGUCCGGAGCAUGUGUUGUUGGCGAGGCUUGCGACUGGAAGGCUUUCCAAAAAGCUUUUGCGAAGAAGGCGCCAUACUUCCUCACGGACACAGCUCCAGUUGUCUCUUACGCCACUUUUCAGCUCUUGGUCUUUGCUAUGCAACGAGGUGAUGGCGGUGAUUGGUCUUCGAUUCUCGACAAGACCCUUCUGCAGCCUCUUAACAUGAGCUCUAGCGGAGUUUUGAGCCAUGGCGUUGAAGAUAUCUUUGCCAUGAAAAGCCUCAACACUUCAUUGAUUGGGGAACCAGGUGCCUUAUCAUUCGUUAGCUCUGCUAAAGAUCUCGCGCGUGCCGGCCACUCCAUUCUUGCCUCAGACCUCCUUUCACCUGCUGUUACCCGUCGCUGGCUUCAUUCCGGUGUGGAUACUUCCAAUCUUCGUAAUGGCGUAGGUCGACCUUGGGAAGUUUACCGUGCCGGAAACGCGAUCUCUCCUAUCAUCGAUGCUUUGACCAAGAGCGGCACUAUCGGCAAAUAUGCGAGCUACUUCGGACUCACUACCGACUUCAAUGCUGGCUUCGCUAUUCUAGCCCAUGAUAACACUGUUGAGGACCGAAAGCUUGACCUGAACGUUCAUGCCGAUAUCGUGAGUGAGGUCCUCGGUUACCUGCAAGUUAUUGCUGCCAAAGAACUCGAGGCUCGUUAUGCCGGUCUAUACAAGGGCAAGGUCUCUGAAGCGGCAUUCAACACCACUGACAACGGCCGGGGUCUUGAGGUGCAGAAGCUUGUGAUUGGCGGGGUCAAUAUCAAGAAGCAGACAGCCCAGAAGCUCGGCAUUCAGGCUGAUGAUCUCGAUUUCAGAAUCUACCCAACCAAUGUUCAGGAUAAAAGCCGACACCAGUUCAUCGCUGUCUUCCAGGACAAGAGUGCUCCUAUUGACAUGGGCACUCCUACAUGUAUUACUUGGCAGGAAAUUGGUGCUGACGUAGAGAUCAGCUUUGUUUUCAUGCUGGGUCAGGAUGGCGAGAUUGUUGGACUAGAGAUUCCUCAGUUUCACGCCAAGAUGGAGAGGGCCACAUAA